Aspergillus ochraceoroseus IBT 24754 is the source of this 2351-nucleotide messenger RNA. RefSeq lists its product as uncharacterized. The coding region runs from base 420 to 2054 and encodes 544 amino acids. The transcript has a single exon. Gene Ontology annotation, cellular component: extrinsic component of intraperoxisomal membrane. The record is from RefSeq and is a predicted model, not a curated record. Lineage: Eukaryota; Fungi; Ascomycota; Eurotiomycetes; Eurotiales; Aspergillaceae. Gene Ontology annotation, biological process: peroxisome inheritance.
UUUCUCAAUGUUUUUGUCUUUCAGGGAACCUGGUCAACCUGAGGCAUUCCGUCAUAGAUGCCUGUCUGCCUCAGGCUAACCACAUCCCCCACUCAGGCAAGAAAUAUCAUUGGAUUCAACAUCGCACUAUUUUCUGCUGUAUUGCUUCCUAACCCAUGAACUGAUCCAUCGUUAUUGCACUAGUUGGGUAACUACUAGUUGUCUGCAGCAAAGUACAUGAACCAUCCUGCAUCUCGCGCAUCUAUCAUCGUUUCGAUUGCGAUUUCCUGAGCAUGACGCUCCGUUCCUAGACAUAAUAACCCCUACUUGGUUUCUGGGACUACAACACCGGGUUGGUCUUGUAUACUCGUUUUUAUCCCUCGAUCCCCGGUUUCAAUGGGAACAUUCUCGUCUUUUAGUCUCCAUCCACAUGAACGAUCAUGUCCCAUUCUUUGGAUGCGCCGCCGCCCCAGCACCUCCCCAUCCGCCGCUCCUUUACCCUUCCCACCAAACUGAACCCGGCCAGGCAACGCAGCCCGGACUCCUUCAAACCCUCGGAGAAUGAUCUCUUCUAUCAUCCGUCUGCAAAGGUCGUCCAUUUCGCCCCUCGAGCCGUAGUGCCGAUCCCGUCCAGCAGCGCACCCUCGGAUUUUGACUACCCCGUUGACACCGUCGAGACCCUACCCUGGAAAUCCCCCACCGAACGAACGGUCGCGUUUGCUCCCUUGAGGCUUGAAAAGGUCCAUGGCUUGACCGUCUUCCUCAAGUGCGGUAGUGUCGUGCAUGCGAUCCUCAAAAACUCGCAGUGUUGGUGUGUUGACGGGGAAUCCACCUUUGUCCUGCGCAUCCGCCCUCUGACAUACUAUCGUAUCGAACUUCCGAACGAAACCGAGCAGGACAAGACGCUUGUGGCCCAGAUGAAAGAUGCGCUGCCAAAGAUCCUUCGAUAUGAGGUUACACCGUGUCCUUUUCAGCGAGGCUUUACCGUUGAGAUUCCGGAGGAGGCUAAAGCUCCUCGCCGAAGGAAGGCGUGGCGUCCGAAGGGUCGCAGGGAGAGUGCGCCCAUGCAAUCAACCUACUGCAAAGAGGCUAGGAGUUUACUGGGCGUUGCAACGCCAGAAUCCCUCAGCGCAAGUGAAGAUACGGACGGGGACGCCACCGACGAUAGCGGCUUUACAACAAGAGGUAGCAACAGUACCAUUUUGGAGACGAUCCGAGACGAUAGCGAACCCUCUUCGGAAUCUCUUCAGGUUCCGAGGCCCAUCGAGCUGCCACAACGGUCAGUGAGUGAGACGCAGCAGAGCUUCCAUACCUUGCUGGCGAGGUUUGAGGAUACUCCGGAGCCAGAGGCUAGCCAGGAGCUGCUCCUCUCUUCUAGCGUUGACUCUUUUCACUCUAUCGAGCUCCCCAUUUCACCCUAUCAUGCCUCGGAUCCAUACUUGACCCCCGAAUCACUUAAUUCUGGGCAUGACGACGCACAUCAGAUAGUCCAGGAGAUACCAGGUGAAAGCAGCAAGAUUUCAGAGCCCGAGCCUCAAGAGCCACCCUCUCCUAAGACUAAAGAACUAUUCAAUCCCCAGGGAGACGAAGAGCAACCCCGCGUGUCUGCACUCGCAGCAAAAGACCCAUUUUCCGAGCUAGAGUCCAACCUAGCCUGGACUACUAGCACCAAAACUACCGACUCGAAUCCCCAUCUUUCUAGCAUGAGCGUCGAAUUCCGCCGCCGCUCUAAAGCAUCCCGCAAACGAGAAAUCUCUCCAAUGCCUCCAGCGUCUACCUUGGUCCUCGCAACCCCAGAGAAACAUGACGCAACCUCUCUCAUCCAGAAGACAUGUACGCUCGUUCUGGUCCCUCCAAUCCAACUCCUCAUAGUCCUGAUCCACAUCGCAGCUCGGAUCGUCAUCGGUCCCGCUAUCAACACCACCAUUGGGGGCCUCGACCGGAAAUUCGAAUGCCAUGUCUCUGACCCCCACGAAGGGGUGGAUGAUUUCGAUCUUCCCCUUGCACCUGACUGUCCUAGAAAACCGUCUAUUUCCGGACAGUCGACUGGUUCAGACCCUUGGGGGCUGGACUAGGCUCUCUGAAUGACUUUUACGUCCUACCAAUGUUUGAAUAGUUCCAUGCUAAUGCAAUUUGUACCCCUCCCCCUUUUUUAUGUACCCCAUUUCUGUGUGAUAACGCUUUGGCAUGGUUGAAUUUCUUGGUCUUACUUUCUUUUAAUAUGGGUAUGGGUAUGGAUCUGGGUAUGGGUAUGGGUGUAUUUUGGCCCUGUUUUGCAUGGUAUAUGUAUCUCCUAAUUUUUGUUUUGAUUGUAUUCUAGCAUAUUAUAUCAGCAGCACCCAUUAGGUAGUAAUUAAUGAAUGACAACGCCC